AUGACUGUGCACCUGUUGUGCCGACAGGUUGAUAUGGUUAUAGUCCCGGCAACUGCAGGACAAAUGGGUGUUUUACCUGGUCAUGUAGCUACAAUUGCGGAGCUAAAACCUGGGAUUCUGUCAGUUCAUGAAGGCAACGAUGUGACUAAGUAUUUCCUUAGCAGUGGUUUUGCUUUUGUCCAUGCAAACGCUGUUGCAGAUAUAAUUGCUAUUGAGGCCACACCAGUAGACCGCCUGGACCCAAAUUUGGUUCAGAAAGGCCUCGCAGACUUUCAACAAAAGCUAAACACUGCAUCAACAGACGUGGAGAAAGCUGAAGCACAAAUCGGCAUAGAUGUACACAGUGCUCUCAAUGCUGCUCUUACUGGUUGA
Molecule: messenger RNA, 372 nt
Organism: Salvia splendens (bonfire salvia)
Lineage: Eukaryota; Viridiplantae; Streptophyta; Magnoliopsida; Lamiales; Lamiaceae
Product: ATP synthase subunit delta', mitochondrial
Exons: 1
Coding region: 1-372 (123 amino acids)
Biological process (GO): proton motive force-driven ATP synthesis
Molecular function (GO): proton-transporting ATP synthase activity, rotational mechanism
Source: RefSeq, a predicted model, not a curated record